UUGGGGCCGCACAUACCUAUAUAGCCCAUAUAAGGGAGUAACCCCCCCGGGGGUCUGAACUAGGACAACUAGGGAACUAAUUAGAAGGUAGGUCUGAAAACAGGGUAUUGAUUUAGUGUACGGUCAUAUAUAGGGUAGGAAAAAUCGCAGAUUUUGGUCAUAAACAGGGUAAAGGUUUUGGGAUGCGGAGCCGCACAACCCCAUAUAAUUUUUCUGGGAGUACCCACCCCGGACAAAUAAGGUGCUCGUCUGUCAACCAGGGGAUUAUGACACAUAAGAUUUCCUUACCCUGAGGAAGAUAAAAAAGACUGCUUCACUCCUUUUACAUUCCUUUUGAUUGGUCAGAGGCCAGGGUCGACCCUAUGGACGAGUUUGUCAUCUUCUAGAAUCCUAGAAGAGUACAGGAUCUCCGCCAUCGCCGCCAUCUUGAACGCUACAACCGAGAACCUUCCGGUCAAAGGGCCUGGGACCAGGGCUUUGUUCUCUCCCCAUGCCCUUGCUCUCCAACAAAAUCAAAAUGGCGACGGAGUCGGCGUCCGAAACUUGUGCAAGAAUCGUCUUCCGCAAUCGUCCAGGGGUGGAUAAAGUACCGACGGAAUCCAACUUCGCUCUAGAAAGAAUGGAAAUUCCACAAUGCAAAGAAGGAGAGAUCUUAGUUAAAACGUUGUAUUUGUCAGUAGAUCCGUACAUGAGAUGUCGAAUGAACGAGAACACGGGAGCAGCUUACCUUACUUCCUGGACUAUCGGCGAGCCGCCAGCUGGUGGUGGGGUGGGGAAGGUAGUGCGAAGUGAUAGUCAAAAGUUUAAAGUAGGAGAUAUAGUGGAGUCAUUCGCGUGGCCGUGGCAGGAAUUUGUGGUUUUCUCUGACGGCAACCCAAACCUAAGCAAGGAAAAGAGCCCAUUCCUUUGUACCAGCCCAUCUCUGUUACUGGGUAUAGUUGGUUUGACUGGAUUGACUUCCUAUUUUGGCAUCAAAGAAAGAGCACACAUUACAGCUGGUGCUGAUCAAACUGUUCUCAUCAGCGGGGCUGCUGGAGCUUGUGGGAUGGCUGCAGGGCAGAUUGCUAGGUUGGAGGGAUGUGGCACCAUUAUCGGCAUAUGUGGAUCAGAUGAAAAGUGCUGCUUCCUCACAAAGGAGAUGGGUUUUGAUGAUGCAAUAAACUACAAAACAACAAAGAACAUCAGUGAACAGAUAAGAAUGAAAUGCACAACUGUAAAUCAACAAGAUAAACUAAGUAUUAACCCUUGUUUAUUCCAGGUGAUUCGUUGCAUGAAUGAGGACAGCCAUGUUGUUUUAUGCGGGCAAAUCUCAGUCUACAACGAAGAUGUUCCUUAUCCUCCACCAAUCCCCCAGGACAUUCAAUGCAUACUGAAAGACAGAAAUAUAACACGUGAUCGUUAUCAGGUAAUAAGUUACAUGGAAAAGUUCCCGGAUGGAAAGAAACAACUAGAAACCUGGGUACGAGAGGGAAGGCUAAAAAAUCGCGAGACAAUCGUGGAGGGCCUUGAAAAUACUGGUAGAGCAUUUGUUGAUAUGAUGAGUGGUGGAAAUAUUGGAAAGCAAGUUGUGAAAGUGGCGGAAGUAACGGGUUCAAAAUGAAAAGCCACUCACUGUAAACUGCAAUCACAGUAAGAUAUUACUCUUAGUUGCAGAAGACCAGAAGACGCCGGAAAAACUAAGAUUGCUUUUAUACUGUGGAACCUCGAUGGUUACGGCUCGUUCAGCCCUCAAGUUGAUUGGCCCCUAGCCAGGUAGCCCCCAACCAAAAAUCUAUUAGCCCUCAUUAACGCUUAAAGAACGAGAAAUAGACAGUGUUUUUUACUUCUGGUUGGGUGCUAACCGGUUAGGAGCUAAUCGACUUGGGGGCCGGUAAACGACCGGAUACCACCUCGAUAUAACGAAAGGACAAGGGACUGAAAAAAUCUGUUCGUCAUAGCGAGGUUACCUUAAAUCGGGUGUCUUUUCCAUAUACUGUACUGUUACUAGGACGAAGAAUAACGUUCGUUAUAUCGAGGACUUCUGACUUCGUUAUAUAGGGGUUCGUUAUAUCGAGGACUUCGUUAUAUAGGGGUUAGUUAGAUCGAGGUUCCACUGUACUGGAGGUACAUCACUUGAACGUCCGGCAGUUUUACACAAAUAAAAUAAAGCAGAUAUCGAGGUUUACAUGUAAUAAUGCCCACGUUCUGAGUAAUAGAAAUAGUCUUCAAGUGGAAAUACUAGAUGCCAAUAUUCUGGGUUGUAAAUUACGUAGUUCUACUGAUCAAAACAGUGGCCCUUAAAUCUGCACUAAUGUGUUGCAUUUUCCGUUUUAUGUGCAUGACAUUUCAAUUAAUUUUAAGUAAUAUUACUCAGGGAUGAUGAAAUGAGUUUUCCAUUGAUAGAAGUUGAAUGGGGUCAGUUAUUUCAGCUGAAUACAACGUUACUAAGAAAUAAUCCAAGUCGUAAAAUAUCCGCGCGUGUGUUGCUAAGCUAUUUAAAAACUUGUUACUUACAUGAGCCAGCAAAAUCGAUUAAAAUUCAAAUUAAAACCCGGUUGUGUACAUAAAUUACUAAUCUUAGCGGAGUUUGGAAGCGUAUUUUCCUGCCAACAAAAUAUCAGCAAAGAUUUAAUCAUCCAACGAGGUUUAAACUGCUUGUUUUUACACUGCAAGCCGUGACAAAGAACAACACCAAAUAGAGCUGAGUAGAUUGCGUCAGUUAUUGCAAAAAGAGCAGCAUUGUAACAAGAUUGAUAUAUUUUUAAGUCCCGAUUACAAUCGAAGAUGCAAUCAGCCGAAGUUACGGACAAAAAUAGGGCCUCGACAGCGAGACUGGCAA
Messenger RNA from Orbicella faveolata, 2818 nucleotides. Its product is annotated as prostaglandin reductase 2-like. Gene Ontology annotation, molecular function: 15-oxoprostaglandin 13-reductase [NAD(P)+] activity. The record is from RefSeq and is a predicted model, not a curated record. Gene Ontology annotation, biological process: prostaglandin metabolic process. NCBI's taxonomy places the organism in Eukaryota, Metazoa, Cnidaria, Anthozoa, Scleractinia, Merulinidae.